Vanderwaltozyma polyspora DSM 70294 is the source of this 894-nucleotide messenger RNA. RefSeq names its product inorganic diphosphatase PPA2 (gene PPA2). The record is from RefSeq and is a predicted model, not a curated record. Gene Ontology annotation, biological process: phosphate-containing compound metabolic process. Gene Ontology annotation, cellular component: cytoplasm; nucleus. Bases 1 to 894 code for a protein of 297 amino acids. Lineage: Eukaryota; Fungi; Ascomycota; Saccharomycetes; Saccharomycetales; Saccharomycetaceae. Gene Ontology annotation, molecular function: inorganic diphosphate phosphatase activity; magnesium ion binding. The transcript has a single exon.
AUGUUCAGAGGUUCAGCAGUAAUGAAGAGACUUCUACAGGCUAAACAGAUUUUAUCACCUGAAAGGAACUUCCAUUCAGCUUCAGUUGGUACCAAAUAUACUUCAGAUUAUAAGAAGUAUCUAAAGUUACCCAAUGGUGAAAUCGGUUCUUAUUUCCAUGAUGUUCCUUUAAAUUUGAAUGAGAGUGAGGGCACUGUCCAAAUGGUCACUGAGGUUACUCGUUGGUCUAAUGCCAAAUUUGAAAUUUCUAAAGAAGACAAAUAUAAUCCUAUUGUACAGGAUGUUAAAAAUGGACAAGUGAGGUUUGUUAAGAAUUUAUUUCCUUUUAAAGGUUAUAUUCAUAAUUAUGGUGCAAUUCCACAAACUUGGGAAGACUCCACUGAAUUCAGCAAGAUUAAUGGUACUGAAAGUUUAAAAGGUGAUAAUGAUCCUUUGGACUGUUGUGAGAUUGGUUCGGAACUAAUGGAAACUGGACAGAUCUCCACUGUUAAAGUUCUAGGAUCUCUUGCCUUAAUUGAUGAUGGUGAGCUUGAUUGGAAAGUUAUAGUAAUAAACGUUAAUGAUACCCUAGCUCCAAAAUUAAAUAAUAUUAGGGAUGUAGACAUUUACUUCCCAGGUUUAUUAGACUCAACGAGAACUUGGUUCAGAAAUUACAAAAUUCCUGAUGGAAAACCUGCCAAUGAAUUUGCUUUUGAUGGCCAAUAUAAAGAUAAAGAUGAAACUAUCGAAAUUAUCAAAGAAUGUUAUGAAUCUUGGAAGAGACUAGAAUCUGGAAUGGUUAAGACUCAAGAUACUCCAUUAUUGGAUAGGGCUGGUUCUGGCGUUUCUAUAGAACAUGAAGAAAAGGAACCUGCCAGAAUUCCUUCCAGCAUUGAUAAAUGGUACUACUUAUGA